UAAUUUGGCGCAAGCAAGCGCUUGGUAUGCUUGGUAUUAUUUCUGUGCUUGUUAAUGCAAACUGAAUAAUUAAGCAAUUAUAGUAAUGAAAAUAAGCGCAAUUAAAACAGAUAUAGACAUGCAAAAUGCUGAUGAUGUUCAUAAAUCAAGUGUGGCAAUGGAGAAAGCAAAUACAGACUCCAUAACACCAACGCUAAGUAAAUCUGAGCUGCAAUCCUCAAACAAAAUUAAACGCUUUCCCGGAAAUUUGCUGCUUCGGAAUUUACUAAACGACGCCGAGUCGGCCACGGACAGUAGUGAGCAGCAAACGGAAAAUGAACAGCACAACACAGCAGAAAUGCGGCAAACACCGCAAACGCCAGAAGAAACGACAACUGGAGAAAAACAACGAGCAAGAACACAACAUAGAAAGCGUGACUUGAUAAAUUUGCAGUCAAACUUGAGCCCCAAAUACAUUGGCUAUGCCAAUGCCAACUCCCCUAUUACCACUAUGUCUGACAAUUCAGACAAAAUGCGCACAACACGUCGACGUAAUCAGCCUCUAAACAGCAGCUGUGAACUUAAUGCCAGAGAUAGGGACAGCGAUGUGGCCUCGCCCAAGAGCUACGUAACGGCUGCGGCUGCUGUCUACAUGAGUCCCAUUGAUAAGCUGCUCAUAAAAAAUGGCGCCAAUUCACCCAACAGCACGGGCUUCGAGGCCGACGCUGAGGAUGUGGCAUUGGUGAAUCCAGCACGCAAACAGCUCAAGCGUAAACUGAAACGUGGUCCAAAGCAAAAGAUUAAGAGCACUGGGGCUGAUGAUGCAGCCAAUAAAUCGAGUGUAGAUCCAAAUGUGGAGGAGCAACUGCAGCGUACAGAGGGUAUAAUGGAAGCGAGUCCUGGCCAACCUGAGCUGCCAAUCAAAGUUGAGCCAAUGGAAGAGGCCGAACAAAAAAUAAACGAGUCUGAUGACCAAAAUGAACCAAAGCUAAAAGUUGAGGAAAUUAAAGAUGCUGACCACGGCCCGGGAGAGUCUACGGCGAUCGACGUUGAACCAUUGUCAUCUCCACCAGAUCAUAUAGAGCCCGCCAACAAUAGCGAGCAAUCGAUCAAAUCGCCCUCAUCGAUCAGUUUAGAUAGUGCAAAGGGUUCAUCCAUUGUCACCGAUGCGGGCUGGCCCACCUAUCAGGUGGGUGAUCUCUAUUGGGGCAAGCUGUUUACCUAUUGCUACUGGCCCUGCAUGGUAUGUCCGGAUCCGUUGGGUCAGAUUGUGGGCAAUCCACAGACGCAUCCGCAACGCAAGUCCACGGACAGUGCGCCCGGAGCGCCGAUGCCAAUACAGGUGCAUGUUCGCUUCUUUGCCGAUAAUGGUCGCCACAAUUGGAUCAAGUCGGAGAAUCUGUUGCCCUUCGCCGGCCUCAAAGCAUUUCAAGAUCUGCGCGAAGAGGUGCGCAUCAAGCUCGGGCCUCGUAGCACCAAAUACCGCCAAAUGGUGGCAAAACAGAAUAAGCUGCACGUGUGGCACCAAGCCAUCGACGAGGCAGACAUUGUUGCUCAGCUGCCGUAUGCAGAGCGCAUGCAAAAGUUCUUUGACCUCUACGAAUCAGCCAUCACUCAGAACAGGGAGAAACGCAAGCAAUCGAAGUCCGUCCGUCACGACACCUCCGAUGUGGGUAGCAGCCUGUAUGACUCCACCGAUAAUUUGCUGGCCAAGUCCACGUCUACGGGUCAGCUGGUGGCCGUUAAGAGAGAACGUUCCUCCACGCCGUUCAGUCCGGCCUAUUCGCCCGUCAAGCACAAUCACCAGAAACGUGCAAAGCGCCGCAAGCUCAGUGGCAACGUUGAGGCCCAAGUGGGAUACACAUCUUCUGUUCCGGAUGCUUCUGCGGAAAAGAUGCAUUCACCUGACUUGGUUAACUAUAAGAAUCCAGAGUUUGGUCAACUGUUCGAUGCGGUCAAGGAGUACGUGAUGGUCCAUCGGCAGGAGGAGAAAGUUGAAAAGGUACUGCUAGCGGUAGUCCGUAACAUUUGGUCACUUAAGCAGCUGCAGCUGCGCGAACUGGAGCGAGAUUUGGCCAAUGGCGAUGAAGAGCUGUUGGGAUCGGCUCGCCUAGGCGCGGAACGCGGACGUGGCGCUGGAACAAUAAAGCGUCUCUCGAAUCGUCUAAAGACCAUGAUGCUGCGACGCAGUCUAACACCGGUUGUUCCAUCCCACUCAAGUGCAGCUGCAUCCCACUCAACACUGCAUACCCCAGAGUUAAUGGAACCGGAUCGACAACUCGCGGAGCAAAACAAAGUGAAAAAACCCAUUGGCAGAGCCAUUGAAGAAGUGAUCGACGAUAUUCUGCAGCUGGACCGCAAAUAUCUUUUUCGUGGUCUGAAUCGCGAGCCUGUCUGCAAAUACUGCUACGAGCCGGGCGGCGAUAUACAGCGCUGUUCACUCAACUGCAACACCUGGUUGCAUGCCACGUGCCUGGCGCAGCAGGGGAGUGAAAACGGCAAGUCGAUGAAAGUUCCGAAAGCAAUUGCUAAGACGCCCGAGCCGGUGUCCAGUUCAUCGCCCGUUUCGGACGUAGAGCCAACAACGACGACAGCGCUGGUGAAGCACAUAACUGGCGAUGAGGUGAAGCGGGAGCAGGAAGAGGAGGAGAAAGAGCCACUUAUAUGUCAGGAGUGCGCUACUGGCAAAUCGAAUGCCUGCUGCAUUUGCCACGAGCAUCAAUUGCCAGCCAGCUCGCCGCCGACAUCGCCAAUCAAGCUCGAGACAGAGGAGUCUUCUGCGGCCAACAACAAGCUGAUCCACUGCAGCCAGCCACUGUGCAACAGUGUGUUCCAUGCCAGCUGCUGCAAGUAUUGGCCGCAGGCGAACGUCAGCAACUCCAUGACACGCUGCCCGAUGCACGUGUGCCACACCUGCGUCUCGGAAGAUCCCAGCGGCAAGUACCAGCAGCUGGGCAGCGCCAAGCUGACGAAGUGCGUCAAGUGUCCGGCCACAUAUCACCAGGACUCUCGCUGCAUUCCAGCCGGCUCACGCAUGCUUACCGUCACCCAUCUGAUCUGCCCCAGGCACAACAUUGCCAAGGCGGACGCCAACCUAAAUGUGCUGUGGUGCUACAUCUGCGUGCGUGGCGGCGAGCUACUCUGCUGCGAGACCUGCCCCAUUGCGGUGCACGCGCACUGCCGCAACAUUCCAAUCAAGACCAACGAGAGCUACAUCUGCGAGGAGUGCGAGAGCGGACGUCUGCCACUCUAUGGUGAGAUCGUGUGGGCCAAAUUCAAUAACUUCCGUUGGUGGCCUGCCAUCAUAUUGCCGCCCACGGAGAUACCCAACAAUAUACUGAAGAAGCCGCAUGGCAUGAAUGAUUUUGUGGUGCGUUUCUUUGGCACCAACGAUCACGGCUGGAUAUCGCGUAGACGCGUUUAUCUGUAUAUUGAGGGCGACACUGGCGACGGCAACAAGAGUAAGUCCCUAAUGUCUAAACGCUAUACGGCCGGCGUGGAGGAGGCAACACGUUUCCUCAAGAUCAUCAAGGAGAAACGGCAGGAACAGGCGUUGGGUCGAUUAAAUGGAAAUAAGCUUCACCCGCCGCCGUAUGUCAAGAUCAAGACUAACAAGCCAGUGCCGCCCGUGCGAUUCGUCUACAACGAGGAAGACCUGAACAUCUGCGACUGCAAGCCAGGCAGCGCCCAUCCCUGUGGCCCCGAGUCGGGUUGCCUCAAUCGCAUGCUCUACCACGAAUGCCAUCCGGAUCACUGUCAUGCAGGCGCCAGAUGCGAGAAUCAACUGUUUGAGCUGCGGAAGUCGCCACGUCUUGAGGUCGUCUACAUGAAUGAACGCGGCUUUGGUCUGGUCUGCCGCGAGCCCAUUCAGGAAGGCGACUUCAUUAUCGAGUAUGUCGGCGAGGUAAUCAAUCAUGCCGAAUUCCAGCGUCGCAUGGCCCAAAAGACAAAGAAUCGGGAUGAGAACUUUUAUUUCCUGGGCGUAGAGAAAGAUUUCAUCAUUGAUGCGGGUCCCAAGGGAAAUCUGGCUCGCUUCAUGAAUCAUUCCUGUGAGCCGAACUGCGCAACCCAAAAGUGGACAGUGAAUUGUAAUAAUCGAGUGGGACUCUUCGCCAUCAAGGACAUACCAGCGAAUACUGAGCUUACGUUCAAUUACCUAUGGGAUGAUCUGAUGAACAAUGGCAAGAAGGCUUGCUUCUGCGGCGCCAAGCGUUGUUCCGGUGAGAUUGGCGGCAAGCUGAAGGACGAAGAGAUGAAGGACACGAAACUAAAGCAAUUGGCAAGACAGAAGGGCAUUCGCAUUAAUGUCAGCGCGCCCAAGAAGAAGACAGUUAAGAGGGCCAAAACCAAGCAGAUCAGUGUAGAUGCUGUACCCACAACGGAAUCAACAGCGGAUGCUGCAGAGACUACAACUGGAACUGCUGAUGCGACUAGUAAUGUGGCUGAGGCUGCUGCCUCUGCCGUGUCGGAACCGUAGUUUAAUAGACCUGAUUAUAGAUUAUUUUAUAUAUAUAUAUAUACAUUUACGGCAUAUUUGUUGCUUAUUAUCUUUUUUAUUGCAUUUUUUAUACACAACUCAUUGAAUAACGUUGGACUAUGGACGCUUUUAUAUUUCCCUAUAUAAUUUAUUGUUUGUUAUCAUUAAGUAAGAACGUUGUAGGACAGUUAAGAGUCAUGAAAAUGUAUAUUUAAAAUGUUUUGAAAUUUUUGGAAAGAAUAAACGCAAAAGGCAUUGCACGGAUUCAGU
Molecule: messenger RNA, 4726 nt
Organism: Drosophila navojoa
Lineage: Eukaryota; Metazoa; Arthropoda; Insecta; Diptera; Drosophilidae
Gene: NSD
Product: Nuclear receptor binding SET domain protein
Cellular component (GO): nucleus
Molecular function (GO): protein binding; histone methyltransferase activity
Source: RefSeq, a predicted model, not a curated record